Somion occarium is the source of this 5449-nucleotide messenger RNA. The record is from the annotation of a GenBank genome assembly. Lineage: Eukaryota; Fungi; Basidiomycota; Agaricomycetes; Polyporales; Cerrenaceae.
GACCAAUUGCAAUGCUGGCCUCCAAACAACUAGACGACCAUCACUCAGAACUUGUCUUGCAUGGACCAUAAGCAUGCAUCGUUGAAAUACAUGGCCAGAUGGUGCGUUGCUGGGAACCUCGGAUCGGCCGGAUGAUAUCAAAGUUAUGCUUGCCACCACCGGCCAAGUACUCACGAAAGCAGAGGUCUCAUCUCAGUUUCACCUACGAUUGGGCGGUUGACAUCACCUUAUUCCGUAUGCUUUGAUGGGCUGUACUCUCUACCACAUUGGGCAGAAACAGGGCGUAACUGAAAGAUUACACUGCUCUUCAUCACCGUCCAAUUGUUUCCAGCUGCACAGGAUGACAUUUCUGCAAAAAAAAAAAAUUCGGGAGGAGGGUCAUGUCGCGGUGCCGGUGAGAGAUCCUGUUUCUCACAUGCAGGGAUGAGUUUCUGGACAUUCGUGAUUGACCAUAGGAUUGCAAUGCAGGUGCCUCGCCAAUCUCGAUCCCUCGAUCCGGAAGGUUGAACGCUGACAGAAAGUGAUUGUGGCUACCACGAAUAAAUCCAUCUCAUAUGAUGAUGGUUGGGACGGCGGCUCGGAGUGAUGGGUGCUAUACCAUCGUCUCAGCUCACCUCGUACCGGUCUUGUCGUACCGUCACGCCUUGUCUCUCCUUGACCGUCUUCUCUUUCUAUUGUUGUGUUUCUGCUCCCUAUCGAUCUGUAUUAUACCCAACUGGACGGUCGAGGGUCACUCCGCGCCUCUUCUCUCCCAACGAUCUCAGUCCCUUGUGGCUUGAUUGGUGUCGAGAAUGCGAGCUCUAUUCGGGAAGAAGCCCAAAGUCAAGAAUUUGACACACUCUCGACGCGCUCCUUCUCCCCCUUCACCAGGAUCAUUCACUUCUCCCGAAGCGGACCUUCAUGGCGAAGGGUCCUCACUUAACUCCAGCAACGAUCCUUACGCGGGUCCUUCUCGUUCAAAUGAUUCUGUACUCGGCCUGCGAGUUCCCCCAUUACAGCUAGACUUCGAGAGCAGAGAGUCGUUAUCAGAGUGGUUUCCGGCAGGGUUGCUUAAAGUCGGUGAAGUACUUGCCAAUCCUCCGAAUCGCGACGCGUCGUUACGAGCCCCGGAAUCCGCAAGCAACUCUCGUAACGAGGUUGUACGACCACCAUGGAAUGCCAGUCGCGAGGUUUUCAACUUCUCUACGGACGAAAUCAUCGUUAUCGAGGCUGAGCGACCACCAGAGCCUCCGCAAGCAGAUCCACCUGCAGAAACGACAGAAACGUCAAAUGCUGAGUUGCACUCUCCUCAACUGGACUCUCCAGCAGGUCAUGGUGCAUCACGACGCCCAGUUCCAAACCCCAUUCAAAUCCCCUUCAACCCAACUUCCUCUCGAGUCCGAGUACACCGUUCUCCGUCUGUAGGAGCGAUUCCCACUCGUGAUACAUCAGCAUCUUCACUUGCGGCUUCCCGCCCAAAUUCGAGCUACUCCGAUGACUACUCUUCCGCUGUCUCCGGUACAACACUCGCUCGCGAUCUGGUUGCCGGGUCAUUCAUUAUUUCUGGGGGCUCGCGUGAUUCCCGAUGGUUCACGCUCACCAGACAGGACAGUGCGACUCUACCGAAAGGUGAACAUCCUUUCUUGCAACGGAGUUCAUCGUACUGGAAGGAUAAGCGAAUAAGUAAUGGGGAGGUGAUUGUGUCACCCGAAUAUGCACUUGGUUCGCCUGUUCCACCGGUACCGCCAAUGCCGAGUAGUGCGGAAUUGAGUGCGAUGGGUUUGGAUAGUGCAUGUUCAUCACAACCGAAUAGUCGAAGGAGGAAUAGUAUUGCUGGAGAAGAGGUUGUCUCGGCUCAUGAGAAGGAUAUUGAGCAAAGUGGGGAACAAACGGAGAACGUCGAGGGUGCGGGUUUUAUACCUAAACAUAGAAGGGCAAACAGUCUUUCCAGGAUUUCGAAGGAUCAACUACCUGUCAACCCGAAACGAUUCUCCAUAAUAUCGGAAGCGUCCUCCUCGGCUGUCACUUCACCAGUGACACCUGCCAAGUCGACGUACAGUGUGGCAAAGACUGUUAGGUCGUUACGCCAGUCAUACCGUAACAGCGGCCGAACACAAUCCGAGAACGAUGUCCGUCAGCAGAAGUCCUCGUCUUCCCUCAGCCUCGUACAUACCGAGCCCCACCCUACAGAAGACGAACCUCGGUCAUCCAGUGAGACUGCUAACGACUCCUCUUCGACACACCCUACGACAGGCGGCAUGACAGAUGCCACCGUAUUUUCUCCCGAUCCUCCAACUACGGCAGAGAGCGGAUCUAUGUACUCUGUUGAUAGCACGAGUAAACGCAGCUAUACCACUCCUGCGACGUCGAUCAAGUCUCCAGGAUCAGGAUCCUUAUACCCUGCUAGUAUGACGAGCAUGGGAAGUCCACGGUUAUUUCACCGCUCGCCUUCUGAACCUAGCUCACACAGGAGCAGUGGUCAACAUCGGCCUACCAUUACUGUACCGUACGGUGACCGACCACAUUCAGUUCAAGUGCCAUAUACGGCCAGCCCUCUAUCGAGCCGGACCUCAGAAGAGAGCAUGCGUGAUACUCGACUACCUUUCCGACCGCGUCCGUCGCCAGGUCCAUCUUCAACUGUGGAGUCGCCUGAUCUGAUUGAACAGAUGUUUGGUGGAAUCGUCCAACCCGUCCGGAAUCCUUCUUCACGCAAGCGGUCUGGUAGUCAACCCGCACCCAUGAUCUUCUCUCCAGACUUGACAUCUCCGGAACAAAGUUUUAGUAGCGAGUCACCUUCAACUUCAUCUGCGGCGCGACAGACGUUCCCGGAGACGCCUUAUCUUUUUACGCCUUACACUUCGUCUGCUUUUGCACAACCACCUUUGCCUGCUGGCGCAGCACAUCUUGCGUCUCCCAGGAUGGGCUCGCUCAAUCGUGGAGUUGGGCGGACACCGUUGUCUUCGGGGCAAAUUUUCCGGCAUAUGAGCGUAUCUGUUGCUUCCUCGUCGGCUUCUAGCACUGGUAGCAGAUCCGCCAGGCUACCUAUGUCACCACCAAUGCACAGCGCGGCCGGGAGUGUUCAUAGUAUCUUUUCGGAUCCCGGAAGCUGGUCGAUGGCCUCUGAGGCUUCGGGAAUGCCAAGUGCUCUGCUACCAUUGGGAGCAAUUGAGGAGGGGAGUGCACCUCCAACGCCGCUCACUCAGACCCACACAUCCAGAUCAAGGACAAGUUCACCACCGCCAGAUACUAACCAGGGACAGAUGGUGACUGUGAGUGCAAGUCCUCAACCUUCGCCUCAGUUGAUGCCUCCGCCACCGUCGACAAGAGCUGCUACAAGUACGACUACACUUUCGCUUGAAGCGACAACUGAAUCAAGUCCGUCCCUUCGAUCUACUGCUCCGGAUAGCAGACCUGUUUCUACAGUAAACCUUUCUCGACCAACCAGUUUGGUUCCAUCUAAGCGGGCGUUGUCGCCUAUGCCUCCUCCCUCACCAUCCACUUCUUCAGCGCGGCUUUCGCCUGCACCCUCACAUGUUUCGCAUGCAAGUGAAUUGCUUGGUAUACUCUCAGAACCUUCACCGGUACGCGAAGACCCUGGUCCUCUUCCACCUUAUUUCGAACGAGGCGCUCAGCCGCCUCCUCCACCUGAACAACUACCGCCUCCAUAUCUCGCUGCUGCUACACCCGAACCUCGCCCUUCUUCUCGGCGAACACCCUCCCCUCUUCCUCAACCUCCUCAGCCUCCUCAACCGACGCCGCCUUCAGAGUCUGUACCGCUUCCUCGUGCAACUCGCACCCUCGCAAGACCUGCAGCUCCUAUGGGACCUCGCAGACCUAGUGGUCCGGCUCUAUUGUCAGUGGCUACUAACCGAGCUCGUGCUGGUUCUGUAUCCUCAACGUCAAGUGUACCAGCAGGAAGACCUGUGCCUUCUCGUAUACCGUCUGCUCCUCUAUCAGCUACCUCACCGAAGUUUCAGAUAACACCCAUCAGAUUUCGUGGUCUCACUAUGGAGGCCGCCCAGUGGACGCUAACUUCACAUCAACUCCAGGAGAUCGUCUCGACAGCGAUCAGGUCGUCGGCAGACGCUACCGCUAUUCGAUUGUUGCCGAUCGAUGUCCUCAAUGAUCAGGUCCCAGCGGAGAUUGAGCGUUUGGAGACGUUGAGCGCUGAGCUUCGUACACAGUACAAGGUCACUGUGAGGAAGCGUAAGACCCGUCUUGACGAUCUGAGUGCAAUUGCUGGUGGCGAGUUUAUCGACCAAACUGCUGUUUUUCGGAUGGUCCAGGAAUUGGGAGACAUUGGCGAAUAUAUGGAUCAUCUCUCGGAAGAACUGUACGACGUAACGCAGCAAUUGACCCAACUAAAGCACCUCCAGGAUAUCCAUUCAAGCAGUGCGCUUGCAAUGGCUCUGCGGAAGCUGAACACUAGUCUGGUGAAGCACAUGGCGGACAACAAAAGUCUUCGGGAACAGAUCACGUCGUUGGAGAUGCAGAGGGACGAAGGCUGGGAAAAAGCUGCUGAGGUCGCAAUGGAGCUCGAGGAGAUGCAGGAGCGAAUGGUUGAAAAUGGUAUGACGAGUCCAUCGUCAUACAAGGAGGCCAACGGCCGUCCUUCAAGUCGCAUUAACUUGGCUCGCAAAACUAGUCUUCGGGUAUCAAAAUCAGGGCUUCGGUCUCCCAGCCGUCUUCGUAGUCAGCGUUCUUCUGUGGCUAGUAGCCUUCACAGAAGUAGCACGGCGGGGUCUCCUGCAUUGCGAUCGGCGUCGGAGGUACCUCCUGUCCCUCGCUUGCCUAUCCGUACCCCUCUUGGUAUUGUUACGAACGAUUUGCCUGCUCGUUCAGCUGGUAUUACCUCCGCCGAUGUUACACCAACAUCUGAGGUCCGCGCGAUGGUUGAGGCGCAAAAGGAAGUCAUGGACUUGCUGGGAAUUAGUCUUGAUAACCUUCAAGAUGGAAACGUUAGGGGCAGUCUACCUAGGAGAAGAUCUUUGAGUGCCGUUGCGACAGGCUCAGUUCCCCCUAGGACGAGGCGCAAUUCCGAUAUCGUCAGUCCCACUCGAGCACCCUCCACAGAUCGGUCUGCUGUGCUAGCCGCCAUCGGCAUGAGCCCUCUUGAAUGUUAAUUCACUUAUUUUAUUUAUCUCCAUGACAUGGAUCCUUAUACACUCACUAUUUCGCAUUCUCUAUCACAUUGUUACUCGUACAUUUAGCACAUUCGUUAGUUGCAUUAUAUCCCAGACAUCGUGUCAUAGUAUCGAUGUUGUUACACCCGACUUGAAUAUAUAUGAGUACUCUACAAUAUUGCAUGGAACAAGAAGCAGAUAGCAAAUGAAAGCAGAUAGAUGGAAGAGCAAUAAAGAUAGAGAUGAAGUGCAAAGUUUACAGGUGCGUGGGUAUCAAUGACGGACACGUUUCCUCCGAAUCUGAAUUUCUUCCGUUGGAAUGUCUUGCGAAGCCCGUGGAGUGGCUG